AAUACACGUUGUGAGCUAACGUUAGGUGUAUACAACGGAAUAUGACUUACAUCAAGAAAUCUCAGAUAUUGAUUAUAAUAAUUGGAUGCAUAUUCGUUUACAUACUUUUUAACUUCUGGCCGUGGUCAUCACAAACUUUUACUACAAACAAUCAGCAAUACUACCGCAAAUCCAGUCCCAGUGACAAGGGAAAAAUCCAUAAGGGAAAGCCAUCUACUGCAACUACUGUGCAAACGAAUAAAGAGGAUCAUCGGGAUGUGAAGAAAUUGAUAAACAACAUUGAUGUUAUCAUAACAUUUAGCAAGGCAAAAGAUAAUAGAGGACUCCAACAAAAAUUUGAAGUUACUGUAUCUUCCAUGUUUAAAUGGGCCACUGUUCCUCUGUCUUUACAUAUAAUAGGAGAUGAUGAAAGCAAGGACCUGGCUGGUCGCAUCUUAGAAGGAGCUGCAAGCAAAUACAAUGCUACAUAUAUGAUGGUGUCAUUGGAUGUGGAACACCUUGCGAAGGAGUUACACGAAAUUGUGAAAGAGAUGCAGCCGUAUUUUAGUUACAGUCCUGAAGCCUACUACAGUGAUGCCCUCUUUUUCCUCUCCAUGGCUCUCCAUAAAGUCCUCCCUCUCACUAUCACCAAGGUCAUCAUGUUGGAUGCAGAUCUUAAAUUCAAUGCAGAUAUUGUAAAACUUUAUGAAGAAUUUUACAAAUUUUCUGACGAUAAUGUAAUGGCCAUUGCCCGUGAGAACCAACCAGUAUAUCGCCACACUUUUUCUCUGUAUAGGACAAAACAUCGUGGUACUCGUGUCGGAGACCCUCCACCAAAUGGUCUCACUGGUUUUAAUAGUGGUGUGUUACUUUUAGACUUGGACAAGAUGAGAUCUUCAGGUCGUUAUAACUCUUUACUGACUGCAUCCUCAGUGAAGUCGCUAACCACUGAAUAUUCAUUCCAAGGUCACCUUGGUGAUCAAGACUUUUUCUCUUUGGUUUCCAUGGUACAUGAAAACUUAUUUUACAUUCUACCCUGUACUUGGAACAGACAGCUCUGUGAUUGGUGGAGGGACAAAGGUUACGAGGAUGUGUUUGACCUCUAUUUCAAAUGUGAAGGUCAUAUCAAUAUCUAUCAUGGAAAUUGUAAUACAGCUAUACCUGUAUUAGAUUGGGAAAAAAAUUAGUUGUUUUAUAUAUUAAUUAAUAUAUAGUUACUGGUGCAGGGAUUGAUUAACUUCAAAAUAAAUAUGCUGUGUGUCAAUAUUACACAUCUAUAUUAAAAUUUAAAUGUAAAUGAGUAAUGACAAGUACCCUGCCCCCUGCUGGGGCUCAAAUUACAGAACACUUGCUCCCUAAAAGGACAUCCUUCCACUAGUUAAAAGAAAAAUACCUGCUAGCCGUAGUCAGGUGACCACUUUUACAAUAAUCCUUAAAAUAAAACUUUAGCAUGUAUACAAAACCAUAUGAUGGUGUGCCCUACUCUUGAAAGGAAACCUCUCGGUCUUCUCAAGCUUUAAUUUGGAGUAAGCUUUAAUUUGGAGUACUGGUCAUUCUCACCAAAUCUGUAAUGUAGAAUAGGGUAAUGGAAUACAAGUGUGUUUCGUGCCCAAUCUGGGAGUCUUUCGGGGGGUAUCUGAAAACCGUACCGCUAGGCUAAAUAGAAAUUUAAUUCCACUAUCCUUCAGAACUGCAGGUACUGUUUUGGAUACUGACCUAUAAUAUCCACUUUAAUGUCUGAAAUGACAAAAUUUUUAUGGUCUACAAUAUCAUUAGCCCCAGACUUCAAAUGAUUGAUCACCAGGAAAAUGGACUGCACAUGUAAAAAAAAAUUUCAAUUUUGGUUAAUUGUACUUAUAGGGAUAAUAUUUAAGUCAUUCUCUAAAAUGCAAUGCCAUAUAUAUAUAUUGAUUCAACAUUGAACAAUCUGCAUGCAUGUCCCUGUAUUCCUUGUGGUCCAGAAGCCAACAACAGUUACAGAUUUGCUGUCUGAUCCAUAGUUGUUUAACUUUGUCCAUGAUGUAUAUACACCUUUGUAUACAUUUUAUACUCUAAAAGUUCUAAACAUCAAUAGUAUAGUUGUUAGGUUGUACAAGGUUGAAUAUUUUGUGGUUUAAUUUUCAUUCUGACCUUGUCCAUUGACAUUAUGCAGGGAACACUAUAUGCCUGGUAUAAAUAUUCACAGAGUAUUAUUUUUGUGCUUUAAAUCCUCUGAAAAUAAUAUUAACUAUACAGUUAUUUAUGAAUUGAACAAAAGUUGAAGUUGUAUGUUAAAGUGCCAUAUAUAUUUAUAAGGAAACAUGUUUUUACCUACAAUGCAGAAAGUGUGUUGACACUUUGUUUUAUUUUCAUACCAAAGUUCUGGAUAAACUUUAUUCUGAUCAAUGUAUAGAUCUUCUCUCUGUGGCAACACAGCAGUUUAACCACUUGAUGUGUUAAGUGUUUUUUACACAUAAUACGGUAUGUGUAUGUUUGAAAAUAAGAAUUCCUUCUGGCUUAAUUAGACAAUUUUGUCCAUCUUUGAAAAGAUUGUUUUAAACUUUUAUGUUAAAACAAUUAAAUUUUUAAACUUCAGAUGCAAGGAAUAUUUUUUGUCAAACAUUUCAUAUUGGUGUUAGUUUAUUUGACUUUCAUGUCAAGCCUGAACAUUUGCAAACAUUACAGCUUUAGAAUCAAGUGACCUUUGGCCUAUGUAUGUCUGCUAUAUGAAGAGUUAUUGUCCUUUGAUAAAUGUUUUUACAAAAUUUGUUGCGGGACCAAUUAGUUAUUCUAUUAUGUUAGCAAGCAAUUCUUUAUUUUAAAUGAACAUUUUUAAUAUAAAUUUGUAUAUAUGUUAUUACAACACAUCUAACACUCAUAUUCAAGUAAUAUUAAAUUUAUUGAAAAGUUUCUUAAUUUCAUACAAAAUUCAUACAUAAACUAGAUAUUGAUAAAUUCAAUAUUACAUGAGCAUAAGUGUUAGAGACUAUUUAUCAUAUAUGAUGGAAGAAACAUGCUUCCAAUGUAUUAUUCAUGCUUCCUUUCAUUCCUGGGAUAUAUUGAGGAAUUUAGGAAAUCCAUGUUUUUCACCAUUGAAUAAAUGACCAUAUGUAAAUAGUGUGACAUCAUUUUAUACUAUGUCUCAAUAGUGUAUUUACUGAUGUACCUAGUGUUAAAUAUGGUCCCUAUCACUCACCUGAUAGAACAUGCUUCUUUGACUCAUUAGGUAGAGUCGGGGAUUAUCUCGCCAGAGACCUGGGUUCGAUUCCCUCUGGGCACUCAGCAGGAAUGUAUUUUUGCCGCUUCUUUUAUACCAAGUAUAUGUCAUAACAAAUACUCUGAGCAUGACAAGAGACUUUUCUGUGAUGCAUAUUAGAUUGUUGUUUUUACAGUUUUAGUUUUCUGAGUCUAUCAUAAUAUCAAACAGAGUCUAUGAACAUCUAAUGUAUCAUUGUCAUAUCAUGUAUAACGCACAAGAUGUAAGAUUUGUGUGAAGUAGAUUAUGUGAUAUUAUUUCAGUAACCUAUGAUAUACAUGUGUAUUACAAAAUAAUUAUCACGUAAACUACAGUUAUAUACAGUAUGUCAUUGCCUGUCAUUGCCAUUUAGGAGAGAUGUUUGAAAUAUCUACUAGACACGUAUUUACAAUAGUAAAGGAAAUGGAAUAUAAAUAUGGCUAGUAUCAUUAAGGAUUUUUAAGAAAGAUCAAGAAGGUUCUACUUUUAGUAAUCAUACAAUCAGUGCACAUUUUUAUUUUUACAAUACGUAGUGUAUAAUAUACAAUGCGUUUGUUAUUUUUACAAUACGUAGUGUAUAAUAUACAAUGCGUUUGUUAUUUU
Messenger RNA from Pecten maximus, 3796 nucleotides. RefSeq names its product xyloside xylosyltransferase 1-like. Lineage: Eukaryota; Metazoa; Mollusca; Bivalvia; Pectinida; Pectinidae. Gene Ontology annotation, molecular function: UDP-xylosyltransferase activity. The transcript is spliced from 2 exons. The record is from RefSeq and is a predicted model, not a curated record. Bases 42 to 1166 code for a protein of 374 amino acids.